This is a messenger RNA of Maylandia zebra (zebra mbuna), 1919 nucleotides long. RefSeq names its product CD83 molecule (gene cd83). Lineage: Eukaryota; Metazoa; Chordata; Actinopteri; Cichliformes; Cichlidae. The record is from RefSeq and is a predicted model, not a curated record.
CUAAACAUUCAGUCAACAAGAUGAUAUCUGCAGAUUUCCUUGGCUGUCUUCUGCUCUUCUCGCAGGGCGUGUGCCUCGCUGUGGGUGCAGCUGUCAAGGAGGACACACCAGAAGUCGUGGUCCUUUCGGGUGAAGACUCUAUCCUUCCGUGCAAAGCGAAAUUCAAGCCCGGAGUCCAGUACCUUGCAGUGAGAUGGUACAAGGUUUCAGAGAGCCCAUCGUCUGCUCGUAAUGGCCUUUUGACCAGAGACCUCCCAGAUGGUACGACGAGAUGGUACGAUGGCGUGGAGAGAGAUGUGGCGCUGGUCAACGAGACCCACGACAUCCUCCUGGCCGACACAACGUGCAGUGACGCCGGCGUGUACAUGUGUCACCUGGCAGCACCUGUGGGAGAGCAAAACCAGGACGGCUACGUUCACCUGGUGCUGGCAGAUUGUCCAGCUGCUCCCACAGAAAGUCUGGAGAGAGAUGAUUACUUGAUUCUUUUCGCCUCCGUAGUGAUAAUGAUAGCACUUCUGCUGUCUUUCAUAAGCUACGUUUGUUUGACGAAUGGAUUGAGAGAAAGAAACAAACAACAACAGCAAGAACAAAUAACAAAAGAAGAUUUUUUCCUGAACAAACCAGUGGAACCAAAAGACUUGAAGUUGAUCUACACUUUGGGUCCAAAACCAUCCACAAAAACUAUACUCUGUGUGUAAAGAUGAGGACUAACGUUGGCCAAUAGAAUAAGUACACUCUGCCCUGACAUGUGGAAACUGAUGGAAAUCGGAAGAUUAUGCGACAACCUUUCAAAAAUCAUCAGAAAAGUCAGAUAUAGAGCUGGAUCUCCACAGAUGCCAAGAUGCUGGAGAAACUGGUGACCUGGUUCAAAGAGCAGGUCCAGUAAUCAGACGUCGGUUGGUCAGUCUGUGGGUUAAAUAUAAAAGAGCCACUGGUUAAGACAGAAAGACAGUGAGUUUGCAUGAGCAGUCAGUCAAAGAUUCACAUUUAUUUUGUAAAAACCUGAAUUUUUCAGGUGAUAUUACUUUAAUUGCGCCCCAUAGCUAAAAGUUUUAUUAAGAAAAUGACGUUUUUCUGCAGGCAGACAAACACAAACAUAUAAAAACUGUACUGUCAAGUCAGGCAAACAGUGACUGUGCAGGAUGGAGCCAAGAAGGUUCACAGUUGCGUUGUUUGUGCACAUGUAGUCAUGUAGUGGAAGAUGUGUGAGUAUCAGGAGUAAAAGGCACUGAUGUUAUUCAUGAGACUGAAAUGUCCCACCGUAGUAAGAGGAUCUGUACUUUUAUGUGUUUGUCAAGAAUUCUAAUGUUUACACAGAGGAUGGAUGCAUUCCUACAAGUUUAAAGUGUCCACACUGAAAAUUACUUUAAACUACCUGCUUUAAUUGAGCCAUGACAGAAGCUACCAUUCUGGAUUCUGUUAAUUGUUUUAUGUUCUCAUAUUUUCUUGUUUUCUUUCUUUAAAGCAGACCUUUUAAUAAGCUAUUGUUAUAUAAGUGAUUUUCUGGAUUAAAUCUAUAUUAUUGACUUAUUAAUGUUGUAACUUGAAAAAAAAUUAUGUUCAGAGAAUUAUUCUCAGGAAGUACCACAUCUGUAAAUGACCUUCAAGAACAACAACACCAAAAAAAGGAGACUUUUGUCACUUGAAAUGUUAAAAAACAAAGUGACCUUCUAAAGAAGAAGUGAAACAUGAUGACAUAUAGGAACACCCGUGAUCUAUUUGCAUUUAGCGUGACAUUUGUUUUGGGGAAAGUCCUAAGAGCGGGUCAGUGUAGUCUGGAUUUAUUUUUAUCGGUCCACUUCUUAUUUUUUAUGUCCGCAUUUAGGUCUUCGCCUGUUCGUUCCAACGUGUUUGGUAACAGACAUAAAAGUUCUUUUGUUGCUGCUCCACAGCAACAUGUAUAUUGCCUAAAUCUUCAA